Messenger RNA from Conger conger (European conger), 1915 nucleotides. It is a transcript of the gene rrh, whose product is annotated as retinal pigment epithelium-derived rhodopsin homolog. Gene Ontology annotation, biological process: G protein-coupled receptor signaling pathway; visual perception. The record is from RefSeq and is a predicted model, not a curated record. Lineage: Eukaryota; Metazoa; Chordata; Actinopteri; Anguilliformes; Congridae. The transcript is spliced from 7 exons. Bases 105 to 1304 code for a protein of 399 amino acids. Gene Ontology annotation, cellular component: membrane; photoreceptor outer segment. Gene Ontology annotation, molecular function: G protein-coupled receptor activity.
UUUGAGCUCCUAAAUGAAAAGAUUCCAUGUGACAUGUAAUCCUCAACUGUGAUCCUUCCCACCACGGACUGCCUGAACAACAAGGGCUUCUCUCUGUUCAGGACAUGGGGGGGAGGAAAAUACCCAAAAAUACUAAUCCUCCCCUACCUCCCACACGGGCAGAAUUUGUCGGAGUGAGAACCCCAGUCUCUCUGUCCAAAGCCAGGGCCCCUGUUCUGCAUGGACCCUCCUCUCAGCCUGUACAAGUGGAACUAAUCAACAGUGGUGGUCUCCGUUUCCUCUCUAACUCUUCCCUGCUUCGCGCAAUGGAGACCAUGGCGUUAAAUUCGACGGGGGACGAAGAAACGCACUCCGCAUUUACACAGACUGAACACAACAUCGUAGCCGCCUACCUGAUCACCGCAGGGGUGAUCAGCCUGUCCAGCAACAUCGUGGUCCUGCUCAUGUUCGUCAAGUUCAAGGAGCUCCGCACCGCCACCAACUUCAUCAUCAUCAACCUGGCCUUCACCGACAUCGGUGUUGCCGGCAUCGGGUAUCCCAUGUCCGCCGCGUCCGACCUGCACGGCAGCUGGAAGUUUGGCUACGCCGGGUGUCAGAUUUAUGCAGCCCUGAACAUCUUUUUUGGGAUGGCGAGUAUCGGACUGCUCACGGUAGUCGCCAUUGACCGCUACUUUACCAUCUGCAGACCAGACAUCGGACAGAAGAUGACCACGCGGUCCUACACCACCAUGAUUCUGACCGCCUGGAUCAACGCUGUGUUCUGGUCCUCCAUGCCAGUGCUGGGCUGGGCCAGCUAUGCGCCAGACCCUACCGGGGCUACAUGCACCGUCAACUGGAGGAAGAAUGACGCGUCAUUUGUGUCCUUCACCAUGGCGGUGAUCGCGGUGAACUUUGUGGUCCCCCUGGCCAUUAUGUUCUACUGCUACUACAACGUGUCGGUAACCAUGAAGAGGUACAAGGCUAGCAACAGCCUGGACAGCAGCAACAUCGACUGGUCAGACCAGAUGGAUGUCACCAAGAUGUCGGUCGUGAUGAUCUUGAUGUUUCUCGUCGCCUGGUCGCCUUACUCCAUCUUGUGCCUCUGGGCCUCCUUCGGCGACCCCAAAACCAUCUCCGCCCCAAUGGCCAUCAUCGCCCCCCUGUUCGCCAAGUCCUCCACCUUCUACAACCCCUGCAUAUAUGUCAUCGCCAACAAGAAGUUCAGGAGGGCCAUCUCUGGAAUGCUACGCUGCCAGAGCAGGCAGGAAAUCACCAUCAACAACCAGGUUCCCAUGACAACCUCCCAGGCUCCUCUUACACAAUGAGGAACAGCACCCCCCUCUGUUGAUGGAGAGAAGAGAUGAGAAGAGAUGAGAAGAGAGGUGAAGAGCAGGUGAAAUGAGUGAUAUUCUGUGUGAACAGUCCUUCCAUUCUGCCUCUGUUGAGUCAUGUUAUUGUAUGAUCCGUGAUGACAGUUGUUUUAUUCAGAUGUAGUUUUCAAUUCAAUUGCUAAUGUAAUAUAUCUUUGGAAUAGCAUCUGAGUUCAUUUCUUUUGACAACAGCUACAUAGUCACACUAAAGACCAAAAUCAGUGGAACUAAAAUUUGCUUCAUCCAGUGGAACAAACUUGUUUUAUUCUUUUUCCAUUGCCACAUUAUACAGCAAUUCCUUUCCCUUAUUUUAUUUAAAAGACAAACUGCAAAUGAACAACAUAAAGGAAGCGCUAUUCUUACACUUGGAGGUAAGACAAACAGAUUGAGUUGGAUUUCAAUCUUGGCCCAGGUUCUGUCCCUGAUCUGUAGGUGCAGAAUGUGGGGACCUGUGUUUCUUGUUUCAUGUUUGCUAUAUAAAUCCUGUUGUUUUUGGUAUGGUGCCUUCUGAAACUCUGCCGGUCAAAGAUGAGAACACACACAUACAAUAAAAAUGUAAAUGUUAA